UGGUUCUAAAGGUAGAUGGAGAACUACAGUAAAAUUGAUGUCACAGAGUUAUUCCACACUUACGGAAAUGAUUUCCAGAAGUAUAUUUCUGAUGCAGAAGAGACAAUCCAUAGACUUAAGAGUCUAGCAGCUGUAAAUCCUAAUAAUAAAACUGUUCAAAGAGUAUCUGAUGAUGCAGAUGAACUUUUGAAUAAUGCUCAAGAAUGAUUAAAGCAUAUGGAACUUGAAGCACUCUCGCUUCCUCCAAGUAGUAAGCAAAGCUAUACUUCUAAAGUGGCUGAUUACAAGCGUAGAUAUAACAGUAGUAACAGAGAAUUGUCAAGUGUAAAACUUGGGCUUCAUUCUUCUAACGAUAUUGAAAAUGAUGGAUCCAAAGUGGAUAAAUACCUUCAUAGUCUAUCUAAAUAGCAAUAACAAGCUAAGAAAUGUAGUAGCUAUUGGAGAAGAGGCUGAAAGAGUUGCAAGGGAUACCAAAGUGAACCUCCAUUCUAACUCAGACAAACUAAGAAAUAUUCAAGGAAAUGUCAACAGAGUGAGGACUGAGCUUACAUUGUCAGAUAGACUAAUAAACAUUAUCAGGAGAAAUGAAACUAAAAAUAAAAUUAUCCUCUACUGUAUAAUUUUAUUCCUCUUGAUAGCAGCGAUCGUCAUAGUUUACUUCGGUGUAUUCCGUAAGUAAUGAUUUCAAUACCUUUUACUCAGUAAGCUAUGAGGCUAUAUUUUCAUCAAUUUU
This is a messenger RNA of Moneuplotes crassus, 733 nucleotides long. The record is from the annotation of a GenBank genome assembly. NCBI's taxonomy places the organism in Eukaryota, Ciliophora, Spirotrichea, Euplotida, Euplotidae.